Molecule: messenger RNA, 561 nt
Organism: Lactuca sativa (garden lettuce)
Lineage: Eukaryota; Viridiplantae; Streptophyta; Magnoliopsida; Asterales; Asteraceae
Source: RefSeq, a predicted model, not a curated record
AUGGCAAGUGCGGAAAGGCGCACGAGAUCGUUCCUCGUGAACGAUAUUUCUGCUUUAAAGUUGUUUGAUUCGGGGGCUACCCGAUCCUUUGUAUCGCUUGUGCUUAGCAAUAGGUUUGCUGGAGCUCUGGGGGAGCUGGAUUGUCCAUUAGAUGUCAAGAUCGCAGACGAUAGAUGUGUUCGGGUUGCGAGGGUUCAUCGGGGUUGUACUCUUCAGUUGUUCAGUGAGGAGUAUUUGAUUGAUUUGGUUUCUAUUCCUUUACAUGGAAACAAGGUUAUUAUGGGUAUGGAUUGGCUGAGCCCCAAUGGGGCGGUGAUCGAUUAUGAGAAACAGUUAGUCCGGAUUCGAACGCCAAGUGGGGGAGAGUUGGAUAAGGGUAAGGCGAACGUGGAUGAUGUGCCGAUUGUACGGGAUUAUCCCGAUGUGUUUCCAGAGGAUUUGUCUGGGGUGCCUUCGGAGAGGCAGGUUGAGUUCAGGAUUGAUCUGGUUCCAGGUGCGACUCUUAUAGCCAAUGCACCAUAUCAGUUGGCUCCUCCUGAGAUGCAGGAGUUGUCUACAUAA